GCCAUCGUCGUCGCCGUCGUCGCCGUCGUCGCCGGCGCGCACACAGCUCGUCCAAGACGCCCGCAACGGUCUCCUGGACGUCGAGUGCCCCGUCACCGCCACUCUCGGCACAGCGCCCCGCGCCAUUGUUAGCGCUGCGAUCUCUCUGGCAGUCGUCCUGACCGCCACCUCUUCAAAAGGGCGACGACGCCGCGCACGACGACGAUGGACCCGUCCCCGUCACCGCCGGCAGUGACAUCCACCACGCCCACACCCAUGACUCGCUCUGGCAGCCUACGCACGCGCUCGCGGUUGCACGGUCCCCGCGUCCCGCGCCCGUUGACCGCGCGCACCCAGCCGCUCGUCGUCGACGUCCCGCCCCCGCCCUUAACCGCCUCCAGCUCUUCCGAUAACCUCAACCCUUCCUCCUCGGCCCAGCAGUCGAGCGCCCCCACGUACAGCGCCGGCUUCGUAUAUAACGGCGCGGGGUACGUCGAGGGCAUCCCGGACGAACUGCUGUCCCCGCCCCCGGACGCGCCUGAACCAGCGUACGAGCCCGCGCUCGCCACGGCCGUGGCGGACUCGCCGACGGUGCUGCCCUUCCGGAGCCCGACGACAGGCGUCCCUUUCCCGGUCCCGGUGCCGGACACACCUGCACCUGCUUAUCCUGCCACGCCGCCGCCGCCGCCCCACCCACAACUACCGCUCUCGCGCACGCAAUCCCAGACUCAGGUGCAGCGCGGCUCGCCGUCGCCCUUCCCCUUCCCCUUCCGCGAGCCUCUGGACACCGUCGACACCGGCGUGCAAACCGCCGCGUCCUCCUCCUUACCCCCUUCGCCCCCACCCAUACCCUCCGCUUCCCCCCCGUCCAUCACAAAAGUCGACGUCGGCGUCCAGGCCCUCGUCCCGUCUCCCCCGCCCUCCCCCGUGCCCUCGCACCCGACCUCGACGCACAAGCCCACCCCGGCGCCGACCCCCAAACCGUCCCUCGUCCUCCUCCCACCCGCCGCGCCGCUCUCCUUCGCUCCUCCGCCCACGCCCGCCUCCCCGCCCUACAAAGGCCUCACCCUCCACGCCGCCCAAUGGACGUUCACCUCCCCGCAGCUCCAGGCCAUCGUCGCCCGCGCGAUCCGGCAAUCCGCGCACGAAGACGCGCUCCGCAUCCUCCCGCUCGACUGCCUCGACGACGCCGAAGGCGGGGACGACGGCGCGAGCGCGCGCGAGGCGCGGAGGGUCGAGGCCGCGGCGCGCGAGGCGCAGGCGCGGUACCGGUUCCUGGCGCAGAGGAGGAGGAUGGUGUUGCAGGGGCUGUGCGCGCUCGCGAGCGGCGGCGGCGGUGGGAACGGCGGGGCGGGCGGGGGGGAGGAGCCGGAGGAGAACGUGCUGGGCAAGCUGACGCUCGACCUCGCGGCGCUGUGCGCCGAGCUGGAUGCGCUCGCGGCGGCGCUGCUCGCCCACGCCCACGCGCUGCAUACGCUGCGCGCGGCGCAGCACGUGCACCAUUCGUCGGCGCUCGCGAUCGCGCUGCGCAAGCUGAACGCGUCGUAUGCGAAGAGGAGCCGGCAGCUCGAGCGCGCGCAGAGGAGGGUCGCCGAUCUGGAGGGCGAGGUGGAGGAGGCGUGGAGGGUGGCGGAGGAGGUCGCGCGCGAGGUGGAUGGGAGAGAGGGGAGGAGGGGGAUCGAGCAGAUGGUGGAGGAGAUGGGGUUUGCGUACACGGAUAUUGUAGGUGGCGAGGCGAGGGAGGAGAGCGACGAAGGGAGGGAGAGGGAGGAUGGAGAUGAUGAUGCUGAGGAGGAGGAGGAGGAGGAUGCGGAGGAGGAGAGCCCGUUGCAGGGGAGGAGUCCGGUGGGGAACAAGACGAUGGUGGAGGAGCAGACGAUGGCGUUUGGAAGGGUGGAGCCGGAGCCGAGUGAGGAGGCUUUGGCGGCACGGGCGGCGUUGCAUCGUGAUCCGGUCGAGGAAGAGGAGGAACAGGACAGGCCACCGAACAACGAAGGACAUGCGCCCGGCCACACCCCAAUCGAGGCGGCGGAGGUGGAGAACGCGACCGGAACUACGACACAUGACGACGCGCCGGAAUACGACUCUGCGCUCGAUUCGGACAGCGAGGACACCGGUAUCCAGCACCAGGAUGUCGAUGAAGACGAUACGGGACCGUUGUCGGGCGAUAUCUACGACGAGGGCACGAUCGGCAUCGUCAAUGGCGUGCGGGCCGUCGCGAGCAAGGCGAUGCUGCUCGCGCACCCCGCCAGUCCGCCGCCGGGGACGGAGACCUUUGGCCCCCUACCGGCGUCUAUACCUCUUCCGCCUUCUGUGGCGGGCUCCAGCUUGGGCGGCAGCGUUCCGAAUUCUCCAAGCCAUGCCGAGCCAGCGGCGGAAACCGCCGCUGAAGACGCCCAGCCAUCGGCAUCUUCAAACCCGGCCCCCACAGCGCCGCCGCAAGCGCCGCUCCCGAGCCCGCCCUCCGCCACCGAACUCCUCUCAGGUCUCGUCACGCCUCCCUCUGUCUCCGCCUCCGCCUCGCGCGCCUCGUCCCUGAUCGCGCCCUCCCCGCCGCCCGAUAGCGACAGCCCAGUCGCGGCCGCACCCUCGGCGUUCGCGCGACACCACCGCUCGCUCUCCCUCGGUUCAUUCAUCUCAACGCCCGCCUCGCCGCCACCUCUGUACAUCCCGUCCGCCCCACGCGCGAUCGCGCCCGUCCCGCGCCCUCACUCGGACCACGAGCGGGACGAGCAGACAAGAGAAGGGCUGAACCUGCCCCGCUUGCCCACGCCCGUCUUCCCCUCGCCCCUCUCGCCGCCGUCGGACUACUCCGACCCGGACGGGGCGAUGUCGCCCCGCCGGCGCGAGCGCAAGAUGUCGGCGGAGAGCGCCAAGUCGUCCGCGUCCGCGAGCCGGCGCGUGUCCGCCGCGCGCAAGCGGAGCAUCCUCAAGACCAAGAGCGGCCUGCGCAGCCCGCGGACGAGCACCGGGCCCCCCGGGCCCGGGCCCGCGAUCAGGCAGCGGAGUCGCAGCCGCGGGCGACACUCGGCCAAGCCGUCGCUUAGCGGUGGACAGCUGGAGGCGGCCAACUCGGUCGCGUUCCCGCCCGUGCCGAGCGUCCCGUCCGAGCACCAGAGCACGCAGAGCCAGCGCUCGACGUUUUUGGAUCUGAAGCCGACGCCGCCGAUUCCGGGCGCGGCGCCGGCGGAGGACGCCAAUUCGAUGAUCGGCCGCGCGAGCUUUUUGGACAUGGAGCGGGACAGGACGCCGAAGGCGAGCAUGAUGAGCUCGAUGGCGGACGAGGACGGGAGUCUGGUGGAGGCCACGAUCCGCAUCCCGCUCGCGAACGGGGCGGCCGAGAGGGCGAGGGGAAAGACGCAGGACGAUCAUGACAUCGUGCCGCCCCCGCACCGGAGCGCGUUCUCGUUCCUGCACCACGCCUCGAGCUCCGCAGUGCAAGAUAUGUCGGACGGUGAGGACGGGCACGAGGACGUGACGAAGCACGCGUCGACGCAGGGAAUACCACCCAAGUCGGUCCGGCGCGCGAGCGUGUCCGAGUACAGCUCGUCGUACACGUACCCCAAGAGCCCGGCGGGCGGGAGCGGGUCGAGCGCCACCGGGAGGAAGAGCAAGUCGCCCCGCGGGGCCAAGUCUCCGGAGAGGAUCGGCACGGUGGUUGCGUCGUGGCUAAACCUCGGCGCGCUGGGCAAGAAGGGCGCGAAGCGGCAUUCGAGCGCGAUCGAUAGGCUGGUGGAGGAGGAAGGCGAUGGUGCCGCAAAUUCUGGGACGGGGAGCGGGCAUGCGAGGGGACAGGGGUCGAGCGAGAGCGGGGCUGCGUCCGGGUCCGGGCAUGGCCACGCGUCGAGGAUUGGAUACGAAAAGGUGCUUGGUUUGGUGUCGCCGAAAGGCCGCAAGGACUCGAAGGCGAUUGGCUGAGACGGAUGUCGGUCUAACAUCUUGAUUUGGUUGUAGUUGGUUGUCCACUCCUUUCUUUCCGCUGUAUCCUAUGCUUUUGGAUUGCUCUCUCCGUCGGUUUUCACCCUCGUAAUUGCUUUUUCGGCACACGUUUUAGAUACUCAUCGAUUCCUAGGAUUUCAUUAACAUGUAUAAUACACUAUAUUGACACAAAUGUAUAUGCG
Molecule: messenger RNA, 4100 nt
Organism: Punctularia strigosozonata HHB-11173 SS5
Lineage: Eukaryota; Fungi; Basidiomycota; Agaricomycetes; Corticiales; Punctulariaceae
Exons: 3
Coding region: 205-3897 (1230 amino acids)
Source: RefSeq, a predicted model, not a curated record